AUGCCUCCCACGGUCAUUCUGAUUAGACACGGCCAAGCUCUGCACAACGUCAAUCAUAAAAUACCAUGCCUGACGCGUCCUGCACAAGAAUAUGAUAUCCCCGAUCCGGCGCUCACAGAGCUGGGGCAGCAGCAAUGCCGCAAGCUCGAGCAGCACCUCCGUCAGCAUCUGCCGCUCGCUGACAAGGUCGAGCGCAUAAUCUCUAGUCCUAUGCUUCGUACCUUGGAGACUACCACUCUGGGUCUGGACUGGCUUAUCAAAAGGGGUGUCCCUGUAGAAGCCGCUGCCCUCUGGCAAGAGAACUCGGACAAACCCUGCGACACUGGCAGCCCUCUCUCGGACAUGAAACCACAAUUCCCAAACUUUGACUUCUCCAAGGUCGAUCCUCUGUGGCCUUCCAAGACCGGCCCUUACGCCUUCACACGUUCUGCAACCAUCGCUCGCGGCCAAUCCUGCCUUCGUGAUCUACACUCACGCAAGGAAAAGGUCAUUGCGGUGGUUUCGCAUUCUGGCUUUUUGAGAUGUGCAAUCAGUCUUUGCAAGUAUGCCAAUGCUGAUUAUCGCAUCUUUGACUUCAAGAAUACAGAGCCAGGCAAGGACCUAGAGUUGAAGGAGUGGAAAGAGACAGAGGAGAAUGGAGGUGGUCUUGGUGAGAGUGAGAAAGGAAGGGCAGACAUUGAGGACUCUGACUUCCCAGAGGAACAGGCUGAAGAGGUCAAGCAGCAGUUGGGUGGCAAGACUGAUAGUGAGGCCGCGGGAGAGGUUCCUGAGAAGUAG
This is a messenger RNA of Aureobasidium melanogenum CBS 110374, 777 nucleotides long. Its product is annotated as phosphoglycerate mutase-like protein. The coding region runs from base 1 to 777 and encodes 258 amino acids. Gene Ontology annotation, molecular function: phosphatase activity. Gene Ontology annotation, cellular component: cytoplasm. NCBI's taxonomy places the organism in Eukaryota, Fungi, Ascomycota, Dothideomycetes, Dothideales, Saccotheciaceae. The transcript has 3 exons. The record is from RefSeq and is a predicted model, not a curated record.